GAGCUCGGACCGGCCAGCGAGGAGGGAGAGGGAGUGAGUGAGUGAGUGGGAGAGAGUGAGUGUCCGCCGCGUUUGACCGACUGCUCGCUCGCCCGUGUAGCAGCUCUGAGGGCGUGAGGAAGAGGGAGGAGGAGAAGAGGAAGAGCAAGAAGAAGAGGGAGAGAGGGAAGGAUCAGAGAGGAUUAGGGUGCAUUGGAGUGUGUGGUGCGUUCCUUAUUACGUCUUCACCUUGGUCGUCUCCUCGCCUCCUUCCGGAGCACUUCGUUUCUUGACUUCGGACGCCCCUUCGCACAAAGCCCGAGAACGAACAGAUAGACAAAGGACAAAUAAGGGAAGGCUAGAGCAAGCAGGACAAAGAGCGGCAAGGACCUCGGUGAUUCGGUGUUCGCGGUCGCAGGAGCACCUCUGAGGAACGACCGCCGGGCUUCCCACGGAGGCGGCGUCGUGACUCGCGCGUCGCCGGAGGUCAAGCCGCCCCUGGAGUCGCGCCUGCAGCGGGUGAGCGCCCGAGGCCGAGUGGAAACCCGGGCCGAAGCCGCGGCGGAGUAAGGAUCCUAAUUUUCCUGAACCCAGUCCUAUCCCUCGAUUUCUUGUUGCUUCUUGUAGCCUCCUCCCCGUCUUCUUAUCGUGUUCCCUUACCUGUCCACAUUCUUCCUGCGUUGAUUGCCUUCCUCAUCUGCAUCAACCUGAUCUUCCCUCUCCCCGCUUCCUUGCGUGGAAUCCUUUUCCUACUCCGCGCUCACCCGACCGCCCACGCAACCGGGCGGAAGGAACCGGGAGGCCAGAUAUACCCGAAGGACCUCGCAUGAGAGAGGCCAAACGACUUUGAGGACGCCCGAGAACGCCGCCGCCGCCAAGAUGCUGCAGAAGGGCUCCGAGGAAACGAUCAUGUUCAUCAACUACCUGAUCCUCUUCCUCCUCUUGGUUAUCCUGUGGAUCCUGUGGUUCAACCUAUUGUAAAGGAUGGGCUGCAUGGGAGAGCUAGAGGAGGAGGAGGGGAAGGAAGAGGAAGAAGAAGAAGAAGAGAAGGGGGAGGAAGAGGAGGAGACAGGAAUAGAGGAAGAGGAGGAGAAGGAGAAAGAGAAAGUGAAGGAAAAAUUGGGGAGACUCCCUCUACAGUCUCCUUCCUUGGCUGAGACUCCUUCAGCGACGACAGGCGUGAUGGCGGAGUAGUGUAGCUGAGGGAGCGCCCGUAUGGAAGGGAGUGAAGACGGAGGAGGAGGAGGAGGGGGAGGAGGAGGAGGAAAUGGACAAGGAGGAGGACUCGGCGUGGGCGUGGGCGGGGGAUCCUGCAGGAGCGCCCGCAGACGCACCUGUCGAGUGUGCGGCCAGCAACACCAGCCGCACGAGCCGCACCUGUACGACUACACCGACGACGUGGACGAGGACGUCACCUGCCACAUCUGCCUGCAGCCGUUGGUGACGCCCCUGGACACGCCCUGCGGCCACACCUUCUGCCGCCCGUGCCUCCUCUCGUUCCUGAAGGUGCAGCAGAACUGCCCCGUGGACCGGAAGCCUCUCUCGCAACAGCUGUGCAGCCCGUCGUCGCUCGUCCUGAAGAAGUGA
Penaeus indicus is the source of this 1566-nucleotide messenger RNA. RefSeq names its product E3 ubiquitin-protein ligase LNX-like. Bases 1195 to 1566 code for a protein of 123 amino acids. Lineage: Eukaryota; Metazoa; Arthropoda; Malacostraca; Decapoda; Penaeidae. Gene Ontology annotation, biological process: ubiquitin-dependent protein catabolic process; protein polyubiquitination. The record is from RefSeq and is a predicted model, not a curated record. The transcript is spliced from 3 exons. Gene Ontology annotation, molecular function: ubiquitin protein ligase activity; metal ion binding.